Messenger RNA from Plasmodium relictum, 2331 nucleotides. RefSeq lists its product as hypothetical. NCBI's taxonomy places the organism in Eukaryota, Apicomplexa, Aconoidasida, Haemosporida, Plasmodiidae. The transcript has 3 exons. The coding region runs from base 1 to 2331 and encodes 776 amino acids. The record is from RefSeq and is a predicted model, not a curated record.
AUGAAUUCAUUUACAUAUUCAUUUAUAUAUAUUCCUUAUUUUGUUUCCUUAUUUGUUUAUUUUUUUAAUUACAUAUUUAUGUGUUUAUUUGUUUAUUUGUUUAUUUGUUUAAUUUUUUUUUUUUUUUUCUUUUUCAAAAUAAAGAGUUAUUUAGUUACUAGAGCAGGGACUGUUUAUGAUAAAUUAUACGAUUAUAGAAAUGAUAAUUUUAAAUUAGAUAGAAGUAUAUCAUCAAUAAAUAAAACAGAAUGUUCUGAUAUGAAUGAAAAGUAUAAAAAGAUAAAUAAAAAUAAUACAUUUGAAUAUAUUAAUGAAAAAGAAAAUAAUAUAGAAGAAACUUGUAAAAAAAGAAAAAAAAGAUUAAAAAAAAAUUUUUAUCUUAAUGAAUCAAGUGAUUACGAAGUAAAAAAUUUUAACAGUAAUGAAAUAUACAAAACUUGCGUUAUCACUAAUGUAAAUAAUUUUAGUUAUUCAAAGAAUAUAAAUGAAAACAACACAAAAGAGUUAAGUUUAAUAAAUGACGAUACAAUUUAUAAAAAUGAUAGUAUAAAAAAAAUUUUUAAUAAUAUAACCAGUAAAAUAAAUUAUAUAAGAGAUAAACAUAUUAUAACUAAUAAAUUUAGUAAUAUCAAUAAUAAUAAUAAUAAUAAUAAUAAUAAUAAUAAUAAUAAUAAUAAUAAUAAUAAUAAUAAUAAUAAUAAUAAUAAUAAUAAUAAUAAUAAUAAUAAUAAUAAUAAUAAUAAUAAUAAUAAUAAUAAUAAUAAUAAUAAUAAUAAUAAUAAUAAUGAAAAGAUAGAAAAUAAUUUAAGUAAUUCUAUAAGAAGUAACAAAUUUAAUAAUAUAAACUGUAAUAAUAAUAUACUCGAAAAAUCAGAGAAUGAACUAAUAACUUUAAAUAAUGAAAAACAAGAAAAAUUUAUACAUAUAAAUCAACUUUAUUAUAAUGAAAUUCACGUAUAUAAAAAAAGUAAUAAUACCUAUAAUAAAUGCAUCACUUGUAAUUUUACUCAUAUUUGCCAUUUAUGUAAAAGAGAACAAUUUUCUACAAUCUUAAAAAAGAAUGAAAAUGAAAAUAAUGAAUAUUCACAAGUAUAUUAUUUGAAUUACUUUUAUGAUGAUUAUAUUUGUGAUAUUAUAGGACCAUAUACAUUUAAAAAUGAUUCUUAUUUUUUUCAUAUAUGUUGUCUACUUUCAAUAAGUAAUUUAAAUAUAGACAAAAAAUUGAACGUAAUUUCUAACUUUAACAUUGAAUUAUAUGAGAAAAUUGAAUGUUCAUUUUGUAAAAAAAAAAAUGCAACUAUUCAAUGUAAUAGUAAAAAUUGUAAAAAUAUUUAUCAUUGUCCCUGUUUAUAUGAAACAUAUAAUGAAUUUUUUACAAAAAACAGAAAAAAAUUUAAAAAUUCUGAAUUCAUAUUUCCAAAUCCUUUGUAUAAUGAAAUUUUCUUUUGUCCAAAAUGUUUUUCAGAAAAAAAAAACUUAAAAGAUGAAAAUAAAAGCAUGUUCAAAGGAAACAUAAAUCUAAGAAGAUGGAUUUUUAUGAAUAAAAAAGAGGAACACAUAGAUAGUACUUAUAACAACAUCAAUUUAUAUGAUGAUAAAAUAAUGAAUAUAUUUUAUAUACCUCAAAUAAAUGAUGAAAUUAUUUUUUUCCCAAAUAUUUUUAAAAAAACUAAUAGUUACCUAAUUGAUUUAUUUUAUGUUUGGUUAAAUAUAGAUCGUCCAUUUACAGCCAAAAUUUUUAAUAUGCAUUAUAUAUUUCCUAGGGGAAAAAAUAAUAAAAAUAUUGUUAUUGUUUUAAAGUUAUUAAUAAAAAAAAUCUACAAGAACUUAAAAAAUGAUGAAACAAUAAAAAAAAAUGAAUUUUCUCAAGAUAACAAAAAAGCUGAAAAAAAUAUAGAAAGCAUAAAUUUAAAUUGUGAUGAUAUAAAUGAUAAUUUCUAUUUCUUUAAAAAUAAAAAUGAAACUUUUAAUUUUAAAAAAAUAUAUAAGUAUGAAAAUAUACAUAAAAAAGAAUUUGAUCAUCACAAUCACAAAACAAUUAGCAUACAUUAUUCUCCAUACUUACUACAAAAUAAUUCAAAUAAUCAAUUCAUUAUUUUAAAAAAAGAUUUUGACAAUAGUAUAGUAAAUUUAAUAUAUAAUUUAAAGAAAUAUAUGGAAGUUCAAAUAAAUUUUAAUUUUCAAAUAUAUAAAGCAAAAAUAAUUUAUUUAAAAAAAAAUAAGUUGACUAAUAAUAGAAAUGAUAGUUUAAGCAUUAAUUUAUCAAACAAAUCGCUUUAUUAUGACGAAUUUUCUAAGCAAUAUUAUUAUAAUUUAAAAGGUAUUAAAUGA